Messenger RNA from Suillus subaureus, 411 nucleotides. RefSeq lists its product as uncharacterized. NCBI's taxonomy places the organism in Eukaryota, Fungi, Basidiomycota, Agaricomycetes, Boletales, Suillaceae. Bases 1 to 411 code for a protein of 136 amino acids. The record is from RefSeq and is a predicted model, not a curated record. The transcript is spliced from 4 exons.
AUGCAACCCAUUACAUCAACCAUCCAGGCCAGCUCCUCUGAGAAGGAAAAUUCAGGUGAUGUCAAGGAGCUUCUUCCUGAUUGGUCCGUCUUGUGGGUCUAUUGCCAUCAUGAAGCUGAGUCUCACCAUCACCACCACGAAGCUGGAUCUUUCCUCAGGCGUGUCCACUGUGCCAUCAUGGCCCUUGGCUUAUGGGAAGGUCGUGCUGUUGCAUUCAUUCUCACGCGUCGAGCUGAAGCGCUUAGAGCACGAGCACCAAAGUUUACAGGUCCAUCCCGCAGCUCCCAGAUGCCGAAUCACCAAGACAAUAAUAUCAACUUCAAGAUUGUCACACUGCACUCGCAUUCAGUUUCGACCCUUGCGCCCCAAGACCCUCUUCAGUCUCUCCCACAACCCCAGUGGGACCUCUGA